Pomacea canaliculata is the source of this 2561-nucleotide messenger RNA. RefSeq names its product U3 small nucleolar RNA-associated protein 14 homolog A-like. Gene Ontology annotation, biological process: rRNA processing. The transcript has 14 exons. The coding region runs from base 69 to 2426 and encodes 785 amino acids. The record is from RefSeq and is a predicted model, not a curated record. NCBI's taxonomy places the organism in Eukaryota, Metazoa, Mollusca, Gastropoda, Architaenioglossa, Ampullariidae. Gene Ontology annotation, cellular component: nucleolus; small-subunit processome.
GAGCUAUUUGGAGUGAUCUCCCCCUAGACACAUGUCCACUAUUUCUCUCGUCGGUCAAGGAUUAUAAAAUGGAAAAUAUUGAGAGUGAUCUACCGCAGGAUCUUCCUGUUAUUGAAGGAGAUACUGCUGACGACAAAAAUGAGGAGGGAGAUAUUAAUGAUGAGCGCCAUCAUGCCAAGCUACUGGAUGCUAUUUCUUCACUUGAUGGCAUCAAGAGGGUCCGACAUACCCUUAGAACUGUACCAGGGAAGCAAGCGUCUGAGACUAUUUACCAGUCUGGAGGAAUAACUGACAAGAAUCCGCUUCUGUCUGAGCUUGCGGGUCAACUUGAUCAGUCAGCUUCACAGGGCAGCCUCAAGAGACAACUCAAAGUCACAACUAAGCACUCUAAAGUUUCCCUUGCGCCUCUCCCAAAACAUGAGAAGGAAAAGAUUCAACGCACUGUUGGCUAUGAAAAGGCUGUGAAAGAAGUUUCAAAAUGGACAUCUGCUGUUAUAGACAACAGAAAGGCUCGACAGUUGAUAUUCCCUCUUCAAAGGCCGAGUGCAAAGCUAGUAAAUGCUCAUGUCAAAUUCAAGCCUGUAACUCCUUUUGAGAAAGAAAUAGCUGAAGCACUGAAACAAAGAAAUCCAGAUCAUGUCAUUCAUAAAGGGAAGGUCUUCACUCCAGCUGAAGAAAAAGAACUAGCAGGAAUGACUCUGGAAGAGGCUAAAGCUCGACGUGCUGAAUUGCUGAGGUAUCGUUCAAUGAUUUACAACAAAGAAAGCAAACUUCGAUGGCAAAAUAAGAUCAAGAGCAAAAGAUAUCGACGUGCUCUGAAGAAGGAGAAGCUGAAGAAAGAGCAGAAGGAGCUUGAAGAACUGCAACGAACUGAUCCUGAAGCAUUUCUAGAGAAGUUUGAGCAGCUCAACAAAGAUAGGAUUCAGGAACGCACAAACCUGAGGCAUAGAGGAGGGAGCAAUUUUGCAAAGCGGCAAAUGAUGUAUGCCAAAUUUGACGAUCAGAGACGACAGGCAGUACAAGAUAUGAUUCAGAAAAGCAAGGAACUAACAAAGAAGCUUCAUGCAGAUGAAGAGUCAGACGGCGAAGACACUGCUGGAAAAUGGGGGGACACCGGACAAGGGGAGACCACAAAUAAUCCAUGGAUGCAGAUGCCUACAACUAAACUGCCUGAAUUUUCUCGACCACAGGCUGUACAGAACAUCAUUACAGACGUCAACAUUGAAAGCGAAGAUGAAGAAGAAACAGAGGAUGAAAUACAGGCAUUAUUUUCAAAUAAAAAAAUGCAAGAAGAGGAUUCAGAAGUAAGUCAGGCAAAAUCCAUGGACAAUUCCCACAAUGGAACAAAGAAUGUGGUUAAAUGUGCAAAAAGUGACAAGAAGAAUAAAAUGGGAGGGAAAGUAAAACAAGUGAAAAAUAAAGAUGCUGCACUUGAAGGAUCUACUGGUGAUGAUGAAGACAAUCUGAUGGAUGUUGGCAAGUCUCUAGACAAGACCAGCAAGAAAAGCAAGCAAAAUGACAAGAAGGAAAAGCUUAAAAAGGCAAAUGAUGAGAGAGUUAGUAAGAAGUUUUUAAAGGAAGUACCAUAUGAAGCGCUUCAACAGGUUGAGGAUGAUGAAAGCCUCAUCGACAUUGGCCUGGAUAGGAAAACGACUUUGGAACAGCUGGAAGGUGAGCCUGGUGACAUGUCAGGCAUUUUUGCCCAUUCUGACAAGCAACCAUCCAGUGAUUCCACUGUGCUUGCUGGCACUGUCAAUGACACAUCUGUCAGGAAAUCAGAUGAAGAAUAUGUGGAUCCCAAUGUGUUGCUGUCAUUAAACAGCAAACCCGUUGGAAAACAAACAGCAGACAUUGUGAUAGAGGGUGAAGAUAACAUCGAUGAUGCUGAGGAUGCUGGACGUAUGACCAUCAUGGAAGCGUUUGAGGAGGAUGACGUUGUUGCAGAGUUUUUGGAAGCUAAAAAGCAGACAGUUGAAGAGGAAAAACCCAAAGAUAUUGAUUUAACUCUUCCUGGGUGGGGAGAAUGGGGCGGUCCAGGUCUGCAACCAUCAAAGAAGAAAAGAGAAAGAUUUACAAUCAAAGCAAAAGAAGAGAAACGGGAGGACAGCAGGCUGGGAAAUGUGAUCAUCUCAAAGAAACAAAACAAUGCAGUCUUAAAACAUCUGGUGCAAAAGGUGCCAUAUCCAUUCAAGAAUGCUGAAGAAUAUGCUGCUUCCUUGAAAACACCUGUUGGAAGAGAAUGGAACACAGAAAACGCCUUCAAAACACUAACAAAGCCUAAAAUAGUGACCAAGCUGGGGACAGUCAUUGACCCUUUGGACAGUUCUGUCCUACUUAAGCCAAUGAAGAGAAAGGCUGAAGGAGACAUAGACUUGCAUGGCAAGAAGAUUUUUAAGAGAAACAAAAACAAAAAACAUAAAAAAUGAACAGAUUACAUGCAAAUAUUGCAUGCAUGUUUGUGUUCACACAGAGGAGUUAUUUGUACACGAAUAAUGGUACACAAAUAAAGAUCCGUGAAUGUUAACGAGACAAAUAUCAAUAAAGGCUUUGUUUUGAUUUUU